This is a messenger RNA of Mesocricetus auratus (golden hamster), 989 nucleotides long. It is a transcript of the gene Abhd12b, whose product is annotated as abhydrolase domain containing 12B. NCBI's taxonomy places the organism in Eukaryota, Metazoa, Chordata, Mammalia, Rodentia, Cricetidae. Bases 36 to 848 code for a protein of 270 amino acids. The record is from RefSeq and is a predicted model, not a curated record. Gene Ontology annotation, biological process: phosphatidylserine catabolic process; monoacylglycerol catabolic process. Gene Ontology annotation, cellular component: endoplasmic reticulum membrane. The transcript is spliced from 11 exons. Gene Ontology annotation, molecular function: monoacylglycerol lipase activity; phosphatidylcholine lysophospholipase A1 activity.
CUCCUCUUGUGGAUUUAAAGAGACCUGAGUUGAAGAUGGCCCACACAGUGAACUUCUUCCUCAGGCCUGAGCCUGGGGUGCUGCUCGGCAUCUGGCACACAGUCCCCAGCUGCCGGGGAGAAGAUGCCAAGGGGAAGUGUCGCUGCUGGUAUGAAGCUGCCCUUCACGAUGGGAACCCGAUUAUUGUUUACCUUCAUGGCAGUGCACAACACAGGGCAGCUCCACACAGAAUUAAGCUGGCAGAGGUGCUGAGUGACGGAGGCUUUCAUGUUUUGUCAGUGGACUACAGAGGGUUUGGGGAUUCUACGGGGACGCCCACUGAGGAGGGGCUAACCACAGAUGCUAUUUGUGUCUAUGAAUGGACCAAGGCCAGAAGUGGUAGGACCCCUGUGUGUCUAUGGGGCCACUCUCUGGGAACAGGAGUCGCAACAAAUGCUGCAAGGGCAUUAGAGGCGAAAGGGUGUCCAGUAGAUGCCAUUGUCUUAGAAGCUCCCUUUACCAACAUGUGGGUGGCAAGUAUCAACUAUCCUCUGCUAAAGAUUUACAAGAAGCUACCAGGAUGUUUAAGAACGCUUAUGGAUGCCCUUAAAGAAGACAAAAUAGUCUACCCCAAUGAUCAAAAUGUGAAGUUCCUGUCCUCUCCGCUCCUCAUCUUGCAUGGAGAAGACGACAGGACAGUGCCUCUGGAGUGUGGAGAACAGCUGUAUGAAAUUGCACGCAAUGCCUACAGGAACAAAGACAGGGUCAAAAUGGUUGUCUUCCCCCCAGGCUUCCAUCACAACCUUCUUUGUAAAAGCCCCUUGCUCCUGAGAAGCGUGAGAGACUUCCUGAGCCAGCAGUGGGCAUGAGGGCCUGGAGGAGCGGACAUCGCCAGGGAAGAUGGGGUACAAGUCACCGGAGCUGUGUGGUUUCUUUGAGCUACUUGAGUGAGCCAAAGCCCCUGAUGUUUCCACAGGCCACCUGCCAUCAAUAAAGAAAGCUGCACAGAA